GGAGAACUGUCUUCAUAGGUGAAUUAGUGUUCCAAAGAAAACUGGGGAGAAAAGAAGAUUAGAGAAAAGCAAAUGCCUUGCUGAUCUUCAAGAAAGGGAAGAAAAGUGAUCCUGGAAGUUACUACCUAAGAUGGCUGCUGUUUGGAAAAAAAUAACUGUCGUGGGAGAUGUUGCCUGUGGCAAGACAUGCCUCCUGCUUGCCUUCUGCAAGGAACAGUUUCCCAAAUGCUAUGAGCCAACAGUGUUUGAAACCUAUGUCAAUGACACCGAGGUUGAUGGGAAGUCGAUGAAGCUGAUGCUCUUUGAUGUAGCAGGGCAGCGCCAAGGUAAUUAUCAGCACUUCCGUUCGUUGUUCUAUAAAGGCACAAAUGUCAUCUUAAUGUGCUUCUCAGUGGACAGGCCAAAUUCACUGCAGAACAUCCUUGACAUUUGGAUUCCAGAGGUCAGACUGUUCUGCCCCACAGCUCCCAUUGUUCUGGUGGCUACCAAGAAAGAACUGAGGAACGAUGAGGGUGUGCUGGAAAGACUUGCUAAACUGGAACAAGAGCCAAUAAAGACGGCAGAAGGAAAGGCCUUGGCUGCUAGCAUUGGGGCAUAUGCCUAUCUGGAGUGCUCUGCAAAGACGAAAGAUGGCAUUGAGAGAGUCUUACAGAUUAUUGGUCAAGCUGCAAUACGAGAUGGAAAGAAGAGAAGAAAGCAUCGGAUGUGCUUCAGAUUGUUCACUUGUGGACAGAAGCAAUGAAGUAAAAAGAAUGCCAGAGAUGCGGCCAACAGUUGAGAGAAAUUUUCUACCUAGGGUGAGAUGGGGACAUCCCACCAGCAGCAGUGGUGAGUCUCCAGAAGCCAGAAUGAGAUGUAGUUGAACUUGGACGCAUUAAUACACACCUUUAUUUCAAGGACGGAUAUUAAGAGCAUUGCUGGCUGUCCUGGAAAAGAGAUUUGAAUUCUGGUUAUAGAUGCAAAGAUGGCUGGUAAAUAACAUGACCAGCAUUUAUUAAAGACAUACUCUACAGAUCAGAAGGUGGAUAAAAAAAAACAAUCCUGGAGUGAAUAAUCUUAGGAUCCUGGUAUCAAGGGACAAGGAACUAAUUUAUUGAGCCUAGCUCAUCAUACAGAAGGACAACAUCCUUUGGUAUCUUUCUCAAUGUCAGUUCCAUCAUUGAAGCAUCUUGGUUAUUGUCCCACUGGAGAAACAAAAUCAGAGUAACCAAAAUCUUCAUCCUGAUAUUUUAACAGAAUAGCAAAUCCAAAAGAAAGAUAAUUAAGUUCCAGCUGCAUUAAACAUUUUCUUACCCAUUCUUCCAAACUGAUAAGAAUUCCGCUGGCGGUAGCACUAAAGUCCGAGUGUAGAUUAGGCAUUGGUUGUUGUACCACCAUGGCUAUGAGUAGAGUCUCCUUCCUCCCUGUAGUUGCUACUAGUGGUCCUUCUUGAAGUGAGGUAGGUGCUAAUAAUUUGGCUUCCACUCUGUUCUUCCAGUACAUGCACCAACUGAUCUUCAGCAGGAGCCAGCUAUUCAUCCCCUGACUAUUUCUUCAGUCUGUCUCUGGAUGGGUGUAGUCCCCAGCAGGUUUGUCUGUGGACGCAGUUUGUCGGCCCCUGGAUCCUGUUUUUAUUUCAUUUAUUAUUUAGGUUUCAGAGUAACAGCCGUGUUAGUCUGUAUUCGCAAAAAGAAAAGGAGUACUUGUGGCACCUUAGAGACUAACCAAUUUA
This is a messenger RNA of Chelonia mydas (Green sea turtle), 1711 nucleotides long. RefSeq names its product ras-like GTP-binding protein rhoA. Gene Ontology annotation, molecular function: GTPase activity; GTP binding. The record is from RefSeq and is a predicted model, not a curated record. Lineage: Eukaryota; Metazoa; Chordata; Testudines; Cheloniidae. Gene Ontology annotation, biological process: small GTPase-mediated signal transduction. The coding region runs from base 131 to 742 and encodes 203 amino acids. The transcript is spliced from 3 exons.